UGUGACUAGGAGUGGAUCAUGCGAUCAUAGCUGGGAAAGCUCUGCUAAGAGUCCCAGUGGAGUGAGAAAGCCAAAAAAGUGAACACACAGCUGCCCUGCAUUGGUCCUUUUGCUUUUUUUGGUGGGCAUCACCUAUAAAUCUUUUUAUUUUCCCACCCUCUCCAACUUAAUUUAUACACCAGAGUAUACAGAAGGGCAGGAUGGACUUUGGAGUGAUUGCUUCGAAAACUGUGUUACUAUUAAUUAGCCUCAUCUUUUGGGCUGCAGCAGCUGGCCUCACCUAUGUCGGUGGGUAUGUUCUCAACACGUACAAGGCCUAUGAUCCCUUCCUUCAAGACAAAUAUGCUCUCUUGCCAGCAGUCAUCAUCAUUUGUGUCGCUGUGGUGAUGUUCAUAAUUGGGUUGGUUGGCUGCUGUGCCACCAUCCGUGAAUCCAAGGUUGGACUGGGAGUGUUCCUGGUCAUUAUCCUGAUGAUCUUCGUUGCAGAAGUGGCAGCCUUUGUUCUUGGAUUUAUUUACAGAGGAAAGAUAAAAACAGAUUUGCAUGAACCAAUGGUACAAGCAUUCAAGGUCUAUGAUGGGAAAUCAGAAGAGUCUCAUGUCGUAGAUUACCUACAAAGAGAGCUUCAGUGCUGUGGCAUCGUCAAUUACACAGACUGGAUCGGUAGCCAGUGGUACAAUUCCUCUGGCAAGAACAACAGUGUACCCUUGAGUUGCUGCAAGCUAGAUGUUAGCAAGAACUGCACUGGACAGCUGAGUGAGACAAAAUUUCUCAAUACUCAGGGCUGUGAAGACAAAGUGAAAUCUAUUCUACAGAGUGUCCUUAGCUAUGCUAUGGUUGUCAUCCUCGGCUUUGCCAUUGUGAAGUUCUUUGGAAUGCUUAGUGUCUGUGUGCUGGCCUGCAAGAGAGAAAGUGAUGGUUACCAACCUUUAAAUUCAGGAGUAUUUGCAUGACCGGAUGACGGAGAGUGACUUUCCUUUUGGUCUUACAUGAAUUAAAUGGAUGUGGAAAAGAUGCCUUGCAAAGAAAAUGUUGACCUGCUUUUCUAAAAAUGCCAAAGGAGAUUGUGAUCAUUUUAAAAAGUUGUAUUUAAUGUGAAAUAGCUUGGCUUUAAUAUAUUGAUUCAGCCUGAAGUAGCUGAAUUAAAGUGAACAUCUUUCCUUAGAACAGUCUUUCUCAACCUGGCAUGCUCUAGAUGCAAAGGGAUAAUGGGAAUAGUAGUCCAGUAUAUCUCAAGGGGCACCAGUUUGGGGAAGCCUACCUUGGAACAAUAGCAUAUGAAGCCAUAAUAAUAAUAAUAGUUUUUAUUUAUAUCUUCCUGCCUCUCCUGAUGGAUCGAGGCGGGAUCACAACAGAGUUAAAAACAAUUACAAUAUUACAACAUUAGUUACCACAUAAUUAAAGCCACAGCUAAAAACAUUAGAAAGGGCAGUCCUCUGUAUAAAAUUCUUAUGAGAUUUAUAUAUAUAUAUGUUUGUUUUUUAAAAUGUUCUUAAAGAAAUUAUUUUUUUCAAACCCAAUUAUUUCCCCUCCAAAUAUCUGAUGUGUUUCUCCUGUUCUGUUGAGUUGACUGAAUAUUCACAGAGGAUGCUUGAAGUGAUGUAGGUGUCAUCAUCACCUAUGAAUGUCAAUCUAAGAUUAAUGUAGUCUCACUUUUAGGGUAUACAAAUUGUGCUGACAACUGUUUGCGGUGACUGUUGGCAUCUUCUGAUGCCUCUUGUAGUUUGCAGACCUCUGCCCAUUACAUCUGGGAUCAUCUUUAUUCAAAUCAGAAUGCUGACAUUCAUCAAAUGUCUGAUAGUCAUGGUAUUAUAUGGAUAACCUGGAAAAAGCUUUGGACUAAAACUCCCCCAAUGAACAUGUUGACUGUCUUGGCUGGAGGGUUCUUGGAGUCAUAAUCUGGAAAGGUCACUUUUUCAAGCUUUGACCAUAUGCAUUCUGUAGAGACUUAGAGGAGUGAUACUUUUGCAAUAUGUCCGUAAUUACAUUGGAAACUUUGAAUAAAAAAUAUUUUAAAAAUAAAUUAAAAACAGCUGGUACAGUCUGUUUAGGUCAGUUGGUUAUCCAAUUCCACAUGCUUUCAGCUAGUUUCAAGUGACCAACAUUAUAAAGCACAAUAGUAGAAUCAUAGAGUUGGAAGAGACCGCAAGGGCCAUCCUGUCCAACCCCCUGCCAUGCAGGAAAUCUAAAUCAAAGCAUACCCAACAGAUAGCCAUCCAGCCUCUGUUUAAAGGCUUCCAAGGAAGAUCUCCCUGGAGUUUAUCUGACAAGGGAAAUUGGAAGUAUAAUCCAAUAGCAAUCUGAAUGCAAUCAUGGGGUUUAACAUUAUUGCAUGAUAACCCACUACAUGCAAAUUCGGGCAAUGGGAAGUCAGUCCGAACGCAAU
Messenger RNA from Sceloporus undulatus (fence lizard), 2386 nucleotides. RefSeq names its product tetraspanin-36-like. NCBI's taxonomy places the organism in Eukaryota, Metazoa, Chordata, Lepidosauria, Squamata, Phrynosomatidae. Gene Ontology annotation, cellular component: membrane. The record is from RefSeq and is a predicted model, not a curated record. Gene Ontology annotation, biological process: regulation of vascular endothelial growth factor signaling pathway; protein maturation; protein localization to plasma membrane. The transcript has 7 exons. Bases 201 to 953 code for a protein of 250 amino acids.